AUGGAGUCGCUAGUGCUGCAGGAAAGGAGGAAUGGGACGGCAGUGGAGGCGUUCAUCUUGGAGGGCUUUCCUGCUGCCCAGCGCCUGGGGAACCUGUUCUUCCUAGUGCACCUGCUGGCCUACUUGGCCUCCAUCACCGGCAACGUGCUCAUUAUCACCAUCAGCUGCGCAGACCGCCGCCUCCACACUCCCAUGUACUUCUUCCUGAGCGGCUUCUCCGGUGUGGAGUGCUGUUUUAUAACCACUGUUAUUCCUCAGUUGCUGACUAUCUUCCUGUACGGGAGGCAAAAAAUUUCCUUCACUGCUUGUUUCACACAAGCCUUUGUCUUUCUUUUCCUGGGGGCAACUGUUUUCUUCCUUCUGGCUGUGUUAUCCCUGGAUAGGUAUCUGGCCAUUUGCAAACCUCUGCACUACCCGACCAUCAUGAACUCAAGGACAUGCUGCCUCCUGGUCACUGCCUGUGUGGUUCUGGGGCUCCUCUCCAUCAUCGUUCCAAUCACGAUGCUCUCCCAGUCAUUCUUCUGUGGUCCCAAUGUCAUCCCUCACUUCUUCUGUGAUUUUGGACCCUUAGCAAAUCUCUCCUGUUCAGAAACCAGGUUUAUUGAAACGCUGUUCUUCAGCCUUGCUUCCGUUGUACUUUUGACAACUCUCGUUGUCGCCGUCUUUGCGUACAGCAAUAUCGUAGUGACAAUAGUGCAUCUCCCGUCAGCCAAGGAGCGAAAGAGAGCUUUCUCCACCUGCUCCUCUCACCUCCUCGUCCUCUCUCUGAUGUAUGGCAGCUGCGUCUUCAUAUAUGUGAAACCGAAGCAAGCCAGCAGACUGGGCUUUAACAGAGGGGCGGCUCUUGUGAACACAAUGGUGACGCCACUGCUGAACCCUGUCAUCUACACGCUGCGCAACAAGCAGGUCCACCGGGCUCUGAGGGACGCUGUGUCCAGGGCGAAAAUGCGCAAGUACAACCACGGAUUUCAGAGGAACUCUGCACCAUCCUUUUGA
Molecule: messenger RNA, 996 nt
Organism: Jaculus jaculus (lesser Egyptian jerboa)
Lineage: Eukaryota; Metazoa; Chordata; Mammalia; Rodentia; Dipodidae
Product: olfactory receptor 2AP1-like
Exons: 1
Coding region: 1-996 (331 amino acids)
Biological process (GO): G protein-coupled receptor signaling pathway
Cellular component (GO): membrane
Molecular function (GO): olfactory receptor activity; G protein-coupled receptor activity
Source: RefSeq, a predicted model, not a curated record